Messenger RNA from Manihot esculenta (cassava), 399 nucleotides. RefSeq lists its product as uncharacterized. The coding region runs from base 1 to 399 and encodes 132 amino acids. The transcript has a single exon. The record is from RefSeq and is a predicted model, not a curated record. NCBI's taxonomy places the organism in Eukaryota, Viridiplantae, Streptophyta, Magnoliopsida, Malpighiales, Euphorbiaceae.
AUGACUCGACCAGAUAUUGCUUUUGCAGUAAGCGUUGUAAGCCAAUUUAUGUCUGCACCUACGGUGAAAUAUUGGGUCACUCUAGAACAAAUUCUAUGUUAUCUAAAAGGGACUCCUGGACUCGGUAUACUUUACAGUGAUCAUGAGCAUACUGCACUUGAGUUUUUUUUUUAUACUGACUGGGUGGGAUCUAAAAGUGAUAGAAAGUCGACUACAGGCUAUUGUAUAUUUGUUGGAGGAAACCUAGUGUCUUGGAAAAGUAAGAAGCAAAAUGUGAUAUCCAGAUCCAGUGCCGAGCCAGAAUACAGGGCCAUGGCUCAAUCCACUUGUGAAAUUCUAUGGAUAAAUCAACUGCUGAAGGAAGUUGGUAUGGAUAUUGCGUCACCCGCGAAACUUUAG